AUGACACCUUCUGACGACAAUUUAGUCCCUGCUUGUCUAAAAGUCCUUCUUACGAAGCCUCGCACAGGACGACCCUAUAACGGGCAGGAAAUGCAGACCCGAGAUAUUGCAUUGCGGCAUCAUAUUCGAUCAAUUUACCAGGAUCGCGGGUCAUGGGAGGGUCUCAUCCCGAGGAGUAUUGAGACGUGGCCAGUACCAUUGGCGGGAGAUGCUGCUACUGCUGAGCUUGAGGGCGAGUACUGUGCUUCUUUGGAGACUAAACUCUACGGUUCUGCGCUGCGUCGUCUACCUGUCUUCAACACAACUGCAGAGGACCUGGUCACUUUUCUUUCCGUCAUGAAGGAGGUUGAGGUAGAGGGUCUUGAAAAGAGACUUGGCGUGAGGAUACCGGAGAUGUUUUUUCCGGACUUGGAAGUCUUGAGAGUUUCUGCGAUCGAGGCGUGGGGUCGGAUGGUUAAACUUGGACAAAUUUCAGCUCAGGAUAUAUUGCUUAAGGUUUUUGAUCAAGAUGGUUUUCGUAUCGAAAACACAUCGAAACUUGAAUACUUUCUCACGAAUCAGACGGCCUGUAUUAGAAACAUCCAGAAUCCGAAUCAAACAACCAUUUUCAGCCUUGUCCAUGACGAUCUCAAGAGUGAACAUAUCCUCAUCGAUGAAUCGAGUGGCCGGAUAACUGCCAUAUUGGACUGGGCGGAUGCGGGUCGAGGCAAUGCUGCCGUGCAUGUUUCCGGGCUAGCUCUGACGGUGGGGAAGAGGAUGGCGGUGAUGGCUGCGGAGAGGGCGGGGUAUGAUGAAGAUACAAUCUUGCAAGGGUUGUGCAAGUUCGGUGUGAGUGUGCUUUGA
This is a messenger RNA of Penicillium cosmopolitanum, 843 nucleotides long. RefSeq lists its product as uncharacterized. Bases 1 to 843 code for a protein of 280 amino acids. The transcript has a single exon. The record is from RefSeq and is a predicted model, not a curated record. Lineage: Eukaryota; Fungi; Ascomycota; Eurotiomycetes; Eurotiales; Aspergillaceae.